CAAAAAAGAAAAGAAAAAGAAAAAGUAGAACAUUUCUCCUAGACUCUACUCCUACUGUGGAGGGUUUUGGAGUAGGUAGAGCCCACGAGAGUCCCCAUCUUAGGCAAAGCUAGCUAGUUACUUCUGUACCAAUUCUAAAAUGCUCUUAAUCCAUCUAAUUUUUAUUACUUUUGCUUCAUUUCUAUAGUUCUUCUUUCGGGAAGGGCUGAGAUAUAAUGAAAAUGCAAGGAGAGGUUAAGCUAAACGAUUUUAUUCACCUUUUCAAGCAUGGGAUUCGGACGAUUUCACGUUCGAACUGGGUUUCAGCUUCUGGGUUUCAAAUAUCUGUAGCUGGGCUUUUCGGUGUUGCUGGUUUUGUAUUGGCUUUAAGGGACGGCAAACUGGGCAAGUUGAGUUCUUCCCAGUGGCUGUUGCCUAAGGGCGAAAAUCCUCAGAACUUGCGGUUAGUUCCCGGGUUGAAGAAUCUUGGAAACAAUUGUUUUCUUAAUGUGAUUUUACAGGCUCUAGCAAGCUGUUCCCGCUUCCAUAUUUUUCUGCAUAAAGCCAUAGAGGAAAUUGAACGGUCGGCUAAUGACGAGGAAUUGGUUGAUAGUUUGCCGCUUGCAGUUUCUUUGGCUCUAUUGUUACAAGAUUUAUGUGCAAUUGGUGAAAGAAGAGUGGUACUCAAUCCCCGGAAAGUGAUGCUUUCGAUGGCUCAAUACAUUCCUAAUUUUAAUCUCACCGCUCAGCAGGAUGCCGCAGAAGCGUUCCUUCAUCUUCUGUCUUCUUUAAGAGAAGAAUUUGCAGAUUGUUAUGAUCCAAGUUACUGUUCUUUGUUUGAAUCUUGUUCCUCAAGUUGUAGGAUUAUUACUCCAAAGAGGAGGGAGGGUCUGAAUAAGCAGAAAAGGUGGACACAGAGUUUCAUUGGACCAUUUAAUGGGAUUCUUGGUAGCAUCUUAACUUGCCAAAGCUGUUCAUCUCAGAUCUCGUUGAACUUUGAAUCUUUUCACAGCUUGGCUCUUUCUCCAGUGCUUGCUACUGGUGCCAACAUAAUGGUUGGAUGUAGCUUGGAAGAUUGCCUGAAGCAGUUCACAGUGGCCGAACAAGUCGAAAAUUACCGCUGUUCCAGUUGUUGGCAUAUUGCGGGAAUUAGGUUCUUAUCCGCCAUAGGAUCAGAUGAGACAGAGAUCGAGAAACUUAGGACAUGCUCUGAGCAAGAUUUUUGUGACUGCCGAAAAUUUCUUCCUCAAGAUGCAUUUCCAUGGUCAAAUAAGUUUUCUCAUACACUGAAGCAAAUAAGUAUUGCUCGUUCUCCGAAGAUUUUGUGCAUUCAUCUAAAGCGUGUUUCCUUUAAUGUGUUCGGCGAAUCCUUUAAACUUCAGGGUCAUAUAUCCUUUCCCAUGAUUUUGGAUCUUUUCUCAUUCAUGACUAGUGGAGUGGCAAUAAAGAGUCGACAAGAAAUUUUUCAAAGAGGGAAAAUGCAGCCACAUUAUAAACAACCAAGUUUUCUUACUGGAAAUUUUAACAUACAACAUGAUACAAGAAAUCUUAAUAGUAAAGAUAAAACAAAAGAAAGUUUCUAUUCUAAAGAUACACAGGACAUACGCAUAGAGGAGUCCAAUAUUGACCAAAUUGGAUGCUGUUCAGAAACCACGCAUGUGGAAAAGGAGACACAUUCAUACAACCAGGUCUCAAUGAUUCACCAAUCGGUCCCACCAAGUAGUUUGUAUCGUUUAGUUUCGGUGGUGGAGCACUUUGGAGGGGCUGGUAGCGGUCAUUACACAAUUUACAGAAGCGUGAGGACUGGCCCCUGUAAAAAAGAGUUCGAUGAACCACAAGAGCCUGAUUCUGUUUUCUGGUUCUGUAUUUCAGAUUCUCAAGUGCAUGGGGUCUCAGAAAAAGAGGUUUUUGCUGCUGAAGCUAGCUUGCUGUUUUAUGAGAAAAUAUAUGAAGGUUGACUGAUGUGCAUUCUCUAUAUGGCUGGUUAAUAUUUUAUAGCAUUGUUUUGCUUUUUGUAGGGUUAUAGUAACUCUUCCUUUCAAAAACUAAGGAAGAAUUCAAUCUUUUGCUAAUUUGCAUGGACUAAUGUCGAGAUAAGCCUCGACCACUGGAUAUUACAAAUUACAGAAAAAUAGAAGAAAACUGAAAGAAUGAACAUCAUUGAUUUAUUAAGGUGAUAAUGCAAACACUUAAGAUUCACACA
Molecule: messenger RNA, 2182 nt
Organism: Humulus lupulus (European hop)
Lineage: Eukaryota; Viridiplantae; Streptophyta; Magnoliopsida; Rosales; Cannabaceae
Product: ubiquitin carboxyl-terminal hydrolase 27
Exons: 10
Coding region: 216-1937 (573 amino acids)
Biological process (GO): protein deubiquitination
Cellular component (GO): nucleus; cytosol
Molecular function (GO): cysteine-type deubiquitinase activity; cysteine-type endopeptidase activity
Source: RefSeq, a predicted model, not a curated record